This is a messenger RNA of Cynoglossus semilaevis (tongue sole), 3007 nucleotides long. It is a transcript of the gene bbs4, whose product is annotated as Bardet-Biedl syndrome 4. Gene Ontology annotation, cellular component: ciliary basal body. Gene Ontology annotation, biological process: cilium assembly; protein localization to cilium. The transcript has 17 exons. The record is from RefSeq and is a predicted model, not a curated record. Lineage: Eukaryota; Metazoa; Chordata; Actinopteri; Pleuronectiformes; Cynoglossidae. Bases 220 to 2115 code for a protein of 631 amino acids. Gene Ontology annotation, molecular function: protein binding.
AACACCGUUAAAGGUAUAUAAUUAUCUAAUUUUUAGUCAUUGAUAUGUUUAAAUGAAACAUUCAGCUAUACUGAUAACUACUCUACUGAAAACUCCUAAAUAUAGCGUAAAGGUAGUUUUAAGCUAAUUAUCUUGUAUACAAAAAUUCUAGGACUUUCCUCUGCUACGGAAGCCUAAUUGGACUCAUAUUUUCUAACAAGAAAUCGUAGAAUCUUACAAAUGUGUAAAGGAAUUAAAUUUACGUAUUUCGCAAAUUACUUUUUAUUAUUUUUACGUUUUGGUCCCACGUCCGUAUCCAUGGCAACAGCUUCUGUCGUUGUUCUUUUCAAGAUGGCGGAGCAGGAGUCUUCAUCCACAGCGUUGCCUGUUGCUACUGAACCUAAAAAAAGACGAGCACCUAAAGCUCCAGAACUUCCUAUAGUCGAAAGAAGAAACUGGCUCAUCCACCAACACUACAUCCGCAAAGACUAUGAAACUUGUAAGGUGUUUAUCAAAGAACAGCUACAGGAGACUAAUGGAAUGUGUGAAUACGCCAUAUAUGUUCAAGCAUUAAUCUUGCGUCUGGAGGGAAAGAUCCAACAGUCCCUGGAGCUGUUCCAGAGCUGUGCCAUCCUCAAUCCCAGCAGCACUGACAAUCUGAAGCAAGUGGCUCGAUCCUUAUUUCUCCUGGGGAAACACAAAGCAGCCGUUGAAUUCUAUCACGAAGCUGCAAGACUCAGUGAAAAAGACUGGGAGAUUAAUCAUAAUCUGGGAGUUUGCUGUUUCUUCAUCAAAAACUUUAAACAUGCAGAGGAGCACCUUAACACUGCCCUGCAGAUAAAUAAACACCACAAAACCUUCAUGAUGCUUGGAAAAGUCCAUCUACUGACUGGAGACACUGACAAGGCCAUCGACGUGUAUAAGAGAGCAGUGGAAAACUUCCCAGAGAACACAGAGCUUCUCACCACUCUGGGCCUACUGUAUUUACAGCUUGGGAAAUACCAGAAAGCUUUUGAACACCUCGGAAAUGCCCUCACUUAUGACCCCAAUAAUUAUAAGGCCAUUCUGGCUGCAGGCAGUAUGAUGCAGACCCACGGUGACUUUGAUGUGGCCAUGAACAAGUACCGAGUGGCAGCGUGUGCAGUUCCUGAGAGCCCCCCUCUGUGGAACAACAUCGGCAUGUGCUUCUUUGGGAAAAAGAAAUAUGUUGCUGCCAUCAGUUGUCUGAAACGCGCUCACUACUUGUCUCCGUUUGACUGGAAAGUGUUGUACAACCUUGGUCUGGUGCACUUGACCAUGCAGCAGUACGCUUCUGCUUUCCACUUCCUCAGCGCUGCUAUCAACCUGAACUCACGGAUGGGGGAGCUGUACAUGCUGCUGGCAGUGGCUCUGACUAAUUUGGAAGAUGGUGAAAAUGCAACCAGAGCCUAUGAACAGGCUGUGAUGCUGGACGAAUCCAACCCACUGGUUAACCUGAACUUUUCAAUAUUCCUCUACAAUCACGGCGACAAAAAGGCAGCUCUGGAUCAGUACCAGGAGAUGGAAAGAAAAGUCAACCUGCUCCAAGACAGCAGCAGCAGCGCUGAGUUUGACCCAGAGCUGAUGGACAUGGCUCAGAAGAUGAGAGCUGCCUUGCAGGUGGCUGACAAUGUGGUGUGGACUAAACCAGGCAAAGACUCCAAAUCUAAACCAAACUCGGCAGCAGCCACCAAAACACCAGGUGCCCCCCUGGGGUCUAACCAAGCCCUGGGUCAGGCCAUGUCUUCUGCUGUGAGCUACAACAAGAACAUCCAGCUACCGACAGGCGCCUCAUCUCCUGACCAGGAACCUGAUGUGGACAAAGCCCCCAGUCCACCCAGAGAUCCUCCAGGUUCCCCUGUACCUGUACAGACAGACAAACCCAGAAGCUCCAAGAAGAAAACUAAGAUACUGUUUACUUCGAGCUUCGCCGCCCAAUUCCCCCUCCGUCGGCUUCACUGGUGGAGGCAGCUCAAAGGCAUCCUGCUGGCAUCUCGGCAGAGCAGCUUUAUCUGUGUUCCCUGCUUUUCCAGCAUGUUCUCCAGCAGCCUUCUCUGCUCGUGCCACCCUGAUGUGCCAGCCAGAAGCUUCAAGUCACAAACUGAAGCUCCGAGCUGAGAGGCUCAUUCAUCUGAGCAUCACUAUCAGCUCACCCAACAAUGGCUCACUCUUUCAUUUUCCACAUCACUCUAUAUGCAUGUAAAUUAAUGUGAAUAAAGAAGUGUGGGACUGGUUGUUCUGCCGACACCGUGGGGAACCAACGUCUUCACAGACACACUUUGAAAAAGAUGCAUGGACUAACCCUUAGCCCCACAGCUGUCGACAAUAACUGACAGGAACAAAUGCACGCAGCUCAAAAGAGAGACGAAAUAUGAGUGGAGUUUGUCAUAUUUUUAAAUAAUCAAAUACCUCCUCAUUUAAGACUUUAUUCUCAAAUAUGUUUUUGUUUAAAAAUUGCUAAACAGAUUUUUAUUGAACCUGAAAAUGUGCAGAUAACAGUAGGUAACAAGCAUUUUCCUAUUCAUUUUUCAACAGACAUUUACAUCUUUUUUACGUCUUUUCCGACCACCAUCUUGCAACAAUCCUUUUAGCUUGCUUCCUAAACUGUCCCCAAAUACCCCUCACCUUGACCUCAUCUCUUAACCUGCCCUUUUGCCAGUGCAAAAAGCUCAAAGCUGAUUGUGGAAGAAACCCAAUUCCUGACAUGAACUGAUCUAUACUCACUGUCUACAUAUACAGUAUGUGAUGCACCGCCCUCACAUCCUUCACAGCCGCUCCGCUACAGAGUGUUAACUGCAUGGCAUCAAAUUCCUAUUGUAGUCAGCUUUUAUGUCCUGUCUACUUUGGGCCUGCACUAAAUUAAAUGUUGACAAUCCUGUAAAAUCCUUUUUUCUCAUAUGUUAUUUCUACACAACCUCCUGAUGUCCUUUCAGAUUACGCACAUGAACAGAUUAAAUUGCUGAUCGCGGCUCCUUCUCCUCCUUGGCAGUCUGUUUAAUCAGUACUUCCU